AUGGUGCAAGAAAAUGGCUCGGCUGACUCGAGGGUUCUGAGCUUCAAGAGGACUCUCAGAGUGGAGACCACCAAGGAUUGGAAGGGCCUCCGUGUCACGGUCAAGCUUGCGGUCCAGAACCGUCAGGCCAAGGUCUCUGUUGUCCCCUCCACUGCUGUCCUCGUUAUCAAGGCCCUUAAGGAGCCCGAGCGCGACUGUAAGAAGACGAAGGACCUCUCUAGGACCAUCAAGGAGAUCCUCGGUAUGUGCGUGUCCGACGAUUGUACAGUCGACAGGAAAGACCCCAAGGACUUGCAGCAGGAGAUCACCGAUGGUGAUGUUGAAAUCCCUUUGGACUACGUUCCCCAUUGA
Messenger RNA from Juglans microcarpa x Juglans regia, 351 nucleotides. Its product is annotated as 60S ribosomal protein L12-like. Gene Ontology annotation, biological process: translation. The transcript has 3 exons. NCBI's taxonomy places the organism in Eukaryota, Viridiplantae, Streptophyta, Magnoliopsida, Fagales, Juglandaceae. The record is from RefSeq and is a predicted model, not a curated record. Bases 1 to 351 code for a protein of 116 amino acids. Gene Ontology annotation, cellular component: cytosolic large ribosomal subunit; ribosome. Gene Ontology annotation, molecular function: structural constituent of ribosome; large ribosomal subunit rRNA binding.